Messenger RNA from Geosmithia morbida, 525 nucleotides. RefSeq names its product peptidyl-tRNA hydrolase ICT1. The record is from RefSeq and is a predicted model, not a curated record. Gene Ontology annotation, biological process: mitochondrial translational termination. Gene Ontology annotation, molecular function: translation release factor activity. Lineage: Eukaryota; Fungi; Ascomycota; Sordariomycetes; Hypocreales; Bionectriaceae. Gene Ontology annotation, cellular component: mitochondrial large ribosomal subunit. The transcript is spliced from 2 exons. The annotation marks the transcript as partial.
AUGGGGCUGUCCCUGGAACCCAGAACCUGUCUACGACUCCUGAGGACAUUGAGUCAUCAUCAUCAUCAUCACGGUAUCCAAUCUCGAUUGCUUCUCCCCUUGACAACCACACGAGGUAGACGAUAUGAAGCAUUCGAUGCCCGUCUCGACAGGGAUUCACUGUCCGAAGCACGCGCGUGGUUCUCCAAGCUAGACGCGUCGCUACUUCCCAGGGGAAACACGACUUUUUCACGAUCUAGCGGUGCGGGUGGACAGCACGUCAACAAAACCGAAACCAAGGCCACGACGGCUUAUCCAGUACGGGAACUCCUAGCCCUGCUACCCAAAUCACUGCACACGCACGUGCGAUCAUCGCGUUACUACACGGCUGGCAACGACAGCCUCACAUUCCACGCGCAGACGACUAGGUCCAGGACGGCCAACCAGGAGGAAAACUCGCGCAAGCUGAUGGACGAGAUCGUGAGGAUCUAUCGGGAGAAUACGCCUAAUGAGACGAGUGAAGAUAAGAAGCAAAAAUACGAGGAA